Erigeron canadensis is the source of this 1393-nucleotide messenger RNA. Its product is annotated as phospholipase A1-IIdelta-like. Gene Ontology annotation, molecular function: glycerophospholipid phospholipase A1 activity. The coding region runs from base 38 to 1303 and encodes 421 amino acids. The transcript has a single exon. Lineage: Eukaryota; Viridiplantae; Streptophyta; Magnoliopsida; Asterales; Asteraceae. Gene Ontology annotation, biological process: lipid metabolic process. The record is from RefSeq and is a predicted model, not a curated record.
CCAUUAUUCAUUUCAUAACUUUGUACUCCUAUACAAUAUGGAAACCACCACUCAACCCAAACCUUCAUGGGCAGAGCUGCUCGGAAGCAACAACUGGGAAGGUCUUCUCGACCCUCUCGAUAUAAUUCUUCGUGAAUUCAUCCUCCGGUGUGGCGACUUCUGUCAAGCCACUUACGACGCAUUCAACAACGACAAGAAUUCAAAAUAUGCUGGGAGUAGUCGCUAUGGCAAAAAAUCGUUUUUCCACAAAAUUAUGCUUCAACCAUCCCCUGAUGAUUACCAAGUACACGCUUUCAUCUAUGCCACGGCUAACGUAUCCGUCCCUGGAGCCUUCUUUCUCCAAUCCAUAUCUCGUGAAUCAUGGGACCGAGAAUCCAACUGGAUGGGCUACAUUGCAACAACUAGUGAUGAGGUGAGUCAAAGAUUGGGAAGACGUGAGAUCUACGUCGUGUGGAGAGGAACUACUCGUGUUUCCGAAUGGAUUAAUGAUUUAAGAGCCAAAAGUGUGUCUGUUGCACCAAUUUUGAGCCAAAAAACGCUUAGUACUUUGAUGACAUUAAACACUCGAGAUAGCAGCAGUAGUAGUGAUAGCGACGAAGAUGAAACGAUACCAAAAGUUAUGCAAGGAUGGUUGAGUAUAUACACAUCAAAUAAUCCAAAUUCAGCUUUUACAAAAGUAAGUGCAAGAAAACAUGUGUUGACAUGUAUUAAUCAUUUGAUUAAAAAGUAUAAAGAUGAAGAAAUCAGCAUAAUCAUCACAGGACAUAGCUUAGGCGGAUGUUUAUCCAUCUUAACCGCUUUUGAUUUAGCUGAAAACGGGAUAUCUGAUAUCCCGGUUUCAGCUUUUACAUUUGGUUCACCCCAAGUGGGGAACCAAGCAUUUAAUGAUCAACUUAAUAAAUUCUCAAAUGUGAAAAUCUUGAACAUAAAGAACAAGAUUGAUCUCAUUCCUCUAUUCCCAAGUAAGUUACUAGGUUAUGUGAACUCAGGUAACGAACUUAUAAUCGAUACGAGAAAGUCUAGUAGCUUGAAGGAAUCAAAAAACACACUUGAUUGGCAUAAUUUGCAAGGGAUGUUGCAUGUAGUGGCUGGUUGGAAUGGGGCUGAUGGUGAGUUUGAAUUGAAGGUUCAAAGAAGCUUGGCUUUGGUAAAUAAAUCGAGUGAGUUUUUAAAAGACGAGUUAUUGGUUCCUGGAUCGUGGUGGAUCGAGAAGAACAAAGGUAUGAUCUUGAAUGGAAACGGCGAAUGGGUUUUGGAACCGCCUGAUGAAGAAGACAUUCCUGUUCCUGAGUAUACAGAGUGAUAUAUAUUAUUAUAUAGCAUCUUUAAGUUGUAUUCUUGUUAUUGUCUUUCCAUUGUUAAUAAAACGAUAACAAGAAGGCUUAAACACAAA